AUGACCACCGCGGCCAGACCAACUUGGGCACCUGCUAAAGGUGGAAAUGAACAAGGCGGUACUCGAAUUUUCGGUCAUUCCCAGAAGUACUCCUCAAGAGACAUAGCCUCACACACCACUCUCAAACCCAGGAAAGACGGUCAGGAUACACAAGAUGAAUUGAAGAGAAGAAACCUACGCGAUGAACUGGAUGAACGUGAAAUGAGACACUUCUCAUCAAAAAACAAGUUUUAUAAUGAUGACAAAGAUCAUGGAAAGGGUAAUCAUCUAUUUCUUGAAGGAACAAAAAGAGAUUUCGAAGACCACAUUGUUCCAUGCAGUGUUGAUGCAGAUGAUUCGGAUGUUGAAGUCAACAGCGAUGACGAAAGGUUUGAGAAUUUUGCGUACUCUUCAUGUAAACAAGAUUAA
Molecule: messenger RNA, 408 nt
Organism: Lathyrus sativus (Indian pea)
Lineage: Eukaryota; Viridiplantae; Streptophyta; Magnoliopsida; Fabales; Fabaceae
Source: the annotation of a GenBank genome assembly